Messenger RNA from Seminavis robusta, 1131 nucleotides. The record is from the annotation of a GenBank genome assembly. Lineage: Eukaryota; Bacillariophyta; Bacillariophyceae; Naviculales; Naviculaceae.
AUGAGCGACGAUGAGAGAGGCGAUCCUCUGGUGGGCCUAUUGGUCGGGAGACAUGUCUACUACUGCCACAAGUCGACCUUGGCGAACGUAUCCGGAUCGUACUUUGAAAAGCGCUUUGGACGAUUCUUUGAAGAUGAUUUUGUCCAUCGCGACGACCACUGCCAUCCCGUCUACCUAAUUGAACGAGACGGACACCUCUUUUCCUACAUUCUCAAGUAUAUCACCUCAGGACCGCUGAAUCUGCCAACCUUUUCAGAAAAUCCACAACUCUGGAGAGACCUUCGAAGCGAAUCAGACUUUUUUGCCCUCGAUGGAUUGGCGCAAGACCUGAUUGUGACGCACAAGUGUCCCUUUAACAAGCAAGGUACAGGAGUGUUUCACUGGCUGGGAACCCAAAAGGGCCAAAGCAGUUCCUACCAAAAUCCCUUCAAGUUGGAAAAUGUGCAAGUGGGGUACAUGAUGGCUCCUAGUACCGGGAGUGCUAGUAGUGGCAGGGCUGCUGCUGCCACUUUUGAACCCGUUUGGAAUAUUGACAAUGCUUGUUUGGUAGAACACCGUGUUCCCACACUAUUGAAAAGCCGACAUUUGGACAAUCUGCAUGAAAUGGCGCAUACCGUGUUAAAACCACGAGGAGGACUCCAUUAUCUUUGGUUUGAGAAUCGGACGCGCGGUAGAGGAUUGGUACGGGCACCGUGGAUCUUUGUUCUACAAGAUGGCCUUUCCCUGCAUCCAUCUCAUGUCUCGCUACGAAUUCUGAACCGACUGGCAUGUCCCAUGAAUCUGGAAGCUUCCAUGGAUGGUCUUGUGUGGGACUUUUUCCGGUUGGAAGUGGUCCCAUCGGGCAGUGGGGCCACGGCCGACCAAAUGAUGCGGGAUCUUCGAACCAUGCUAUCGACUACGCUCGAGAAUUUUCCCGAAGACGACAACGAACGAUGGUCGGCCUGUUUGGAACAAGCAACCAGUUUUGCCGAUUUGUAUCUUCGGGGGAACUACAAAGUGGUGACACCGACGCCAACAGCGACAAUCCAAUUCUACAGAUUCUUCCGCUUUGUGGGCGCCACCUCUGGAACAGACACCCAAUCCAACAUGUGCACGAGUAUCGAGUUCUUUGGGGAUGUACACGAAGACUAA